UGGGCUGAUGUUUAUCUGCUAGUUUGGACUUAUUGGGAACCAACUGGUGGCACAUUCUUUAGUGUGUUCAUCCAGUGAUACUGUGUGCAGUGUCCAUUGUCGCCAUGUGUGGUGAUCUUGAGAAUCUGAAUGAAUGCUUGUCCGAUGUCAAUUUGUAUUUUUGUAUGUAAAAUUACAAAACAACCCAUUAGAAUACAGUUCGUAUCUUUACUGUACAAUCAUGUCAGGACUUGUCUUGACACAACCUGACUAAUCAAUACGAGAAUGUAAGGUAUAUAUAUAACAGCUGCAGUCUGGGUUGGUGAUCAUACGCCAGGUCUGCACACCUACUGAACAAGAAGUACUACCAUGGCUUCACAAAACCCAAAAGAAAAGACCAGCUGUGAAAAUGCUAAGAAUGAGAAGAGGAUAGGGUACAUAGGUUGGGAGGAAUACUUCAUGGCCGUCGCUCAGCUCUCUUCACUGAGAAGCAAAGACCCCAGUACCCAGGUCGGAGCUUGUAUUGUGAACAAAGAUAAGAGGAUCGUCGGUACCGGUUACAACGGAAUGCCCGAUCGCUGCAGUGAUGACGAACUACCGUGGGGCAAGGGAGAAGGCUUAGACAAUAAGAAACCUUAUGUCUGCCACGCUGAGCUGAACGCCAUACUGAACAGGUUCUCUGCUAACUUGAAAGACUGCAAGAUCUUCGUGACUCUGUUCCCAUGUAACCACUGCACCCAGAUGAUCAUUCAGUCUGGAAUCCAUAAGGUUGUCUACUUGUCGGAUGAGAAAAAGGAAAAGGACGAGGUGAAAGUAUCAAAGAUACUUCUGCGCAUGGCUGGUGUCAAAUACAGACCAUAUCGAGGAAAAAUGGACCCAAUCAAGAUACAGUUUGCUCCAGGUCCCACUGAUGAUGGUGGAAAGAUGGACCCAAUCAAGGUACAGUUUUCUGUAUGUAAUACUGAUGUUCGUGGAAAGAUGGACCCAAUCAAGCUUCAUUGUCCUCCAGGCUCCACUGAUGUUCGUGGAAAGAUGGACCUAAUCAAGCUUCAUUGUCCUCCAGGCUCCACUGAUGUUCAUGGAAAGAUGGAACCAAUCAAGGAACAGUUGCCUCCAGGUCCGACUGAUUGUCAGAGAUGGAAUGGUUACCUGAACUCAAAUCUCAUCAAAAAGUGUUUCUUUCAUCUGGUUAAUGAGGGGAACAUGUUUACAUAACACUGAUUUCCAAAUCAACAAUACAUUGUUUAACGAUUGAUUUGUAGUUCGAGAUUCAUGAUAAGCAAAGUAUUUUGGAAUGAAUUUGUAUGUGAACUGCUGUCUUAGAUUCAUGGGCCACUCACUGCUCUAAUUCUUCAAGUUUGUAAAAGACCAGACACAAACGUAACACCUCUUGCUUCACCGUGCACAUAUUUUACUGAUUUCCGGCAUCCAUCCUCCCCGAGAAGGUGGUUAUCCUCCCAAUAUACUUUUUAAACCAAAGAGGCACACUUUAGGUGAUCUCUUUUGAUAAUGCCACUUUUAUAUUUCCGGGAGAUUUGGGGUUUUUUUCAAUUUAUUCAUGGUAGUGUUUGAGUGGAGGUUGUUUUAUCUAUACGCUUUUACUUAUACUUUUACUUAUACUUUUACUUAAACUUUUACUUAUACUU
This is a messenger RNA of Haliotis rufescens (red abalone), 1625 nucleotides long. Its product is annotated as deoxycytidylate deaminase-like. The record is from RefSeq and is a predicted model, not a curated record. Gene Ontology annotation, molecular function: zinc ion binding; dCMP deaminase activity. NCBI's taxonomy places the organism in Eukaryota, Metazoa, Mollusca, Gastropoda, Lepetellida, Haliotidae. The coding region runs from base 349 to 1194 and encodes 281 amino acids. Gene Ontology annotation, cellular component: cytoplasm. The transcript is spliced from 5 exons. Gene Ontology annotation, biological process: dUMP biosynthetic process; dTMP biosynthetic process.